Messenger RNA from Maudiozyma saulgeensis, 1353 nucleotides. The record is from the annotation of a GenBank genome assembly. NCBI's taxonomy places the organism in Eukaryota, Fungi, Ascomycota, Saccharomycetes, Saccharomycetales, Saccharomycetaceae.
AUGAGAGAAAUUAUUCAUAUAUCUGCAGGUCAAUGUGGUAAUCAAAUUGGUGCUGCUUUUUGGGAAACUAUUUGUGGAGAACAUGGUUUAGAUAAUAAUGGUAAUUAUCAUGGUACAUCCCAUCUUCAAAGAGAUAGAUUAGGUGUUUAUUUUAAUGAAGCUUCAUCAGGUAAGUGGGUUCCAAGAUCUAUUAAUGUUGAUUUAGAACCUGGUACUAUUGAUGCCGUACGUAAUUCGAAUAUUGGUAAUUUAUUUAGACCUGAUAAUUAUAUUUAUGGUCAAUCUUCUGCUGGGAAUGUUUGGGCAAAAGGUCAUUAUACUGAAGGUGCAGAAUUAGUUGAUACUGUAAUGGAUGUAAUUAGAAGAGAAGCUGAAGGUUGUGAUUCUUUACAAGGUUUUCAAAUUACUCAUUCUUUAGGUGGUGGUACAGGUUCAGGUAUGGGUACUUUAUUAAUUUCAAGAAUAAGAGAAGAAUUUCCGGAUAGAAUGAUGGCAACAUUUUCUGUUUUACCAUCACCAAAAACUUCAGAUACCGUUGUUGAACCUUAUAAUGCAACCUUAUCCGUACAUCAAUUAAUUGAUCAUUCUGAUGAAACAUUUUGUAUUGAUAAUGAAGCUUUAUAUAAUAUUUGCCAAAGAACUUUAAAAUUAAAUCAACCAUCUUAUGGUGAUUUAAAUAAUUUAGUUUCAAGUGUUAUGUCAGGUGUUACAACAUCUUUACGUUUCCCAGGUCAAUUAAAUUCAGAUUUAAGAAAAUUAGCUGUAAAUUUAGUUCCUUUCCCAAGAUUACAUUUCUUCAUGGUUGGUUAUGCUCCUUUAACUGCAAUUGGAUCUCAAUCAUUUAGAUCUUUAACUGUACCUGAAUUAACUCAACAAAUGUUUGAUUCAAAAAAUAUGAUGGCUGCUUCAGAUCCAAGACAAGGUAGAUAUUUAACUGUAGCUGCUUUCUUUAGAGGUAAUGUUUCAGUUAAAGAAGUUGAAGAUGAAAUGCAUAAAGUUCAAACAAGAAAUUCUGAUUAUUUUGUUGAAUGGAUUCCAAAUAAUGUUCAAACUGCUGUUUGUUCUGUUGCUCCACAAGGUUUAGAUAUGGCUGCUACAUUUAUUGGUAAUUCAACUUCAAUUCAAGAAUUAUUUAAAAGAGUUGGUAAUCAAUUUACUGCAAUGUUCAAAAGAAAGGCUUUCUUACAUUGGUAUACUAGUGAAGGUAUGGAUGAAAUGGAAUUCACUGAAGCUGAAUCAAAUAUGAAUGAUUUAGUCAAUGAAUAUCAACAAUAUCAAGACGCUACAGUUGAAGAAGAUGGAGAUAUUGAAUACGAACAAGAAGAACAACCAAUUCCUGAAAGUUUUGAAUAA